Messenger RNA from Vespa mandarinia (Asian giant hornet), 3615 nucleotides. It is a transcript of the gene dally, whose product is annotated as division abnormally delayed protein. Gene Ontology annotation, biological process: cell migration; positive regulation of canonical Wnt signaling pathway; regulation of protein localization to membrane. Gene Ontology annotation, cellular component: extracellular region; plasma membrane; cell surface. Lineage: Eukaryota; Metazoa; Arthropoda; Insecta; Hymenoptera; Vespidae. The record is from RefSeq and is a predicted model, not a curated record.
GAGAGUUAGAUAUAUAUAAUUGUACAUAUAGUAUAUAAAUGCAAAUAAUGAAAAUAUUCGUACUUUCGAAAAUAUGUAAAAAAAAAAAAAAGGAAAAAAAAAAAAGGGAAAAGAAGAAAAAAAAUCGUUUCUCUAUCUCCCGCGAUCAUCACUCUCUGUUUCAUCGAACUGUUUUUAAUACAUUGUUUUAACAAUGACAAAAAACGGAGAAAAAUUGUUUUGCUUUUUCAAAUGUUUAAUAUUUUUCUUUCCACCUCGAUCCCUCCCCCGAGCCUUUGUUUUUUAUAAUCCGAUUUCUUUUUUCUUUUUUUUUUCCUUUUUUAUUAGUUUUCUUUUCUUUUCUUUCUCCUUCUUUUUUUUUUUUUUUUUUUUUCUUUUUUAGCGUGAUUCGAUAUCUCGUAUUUGCGUAUACUGAAAAUAAAAACCUAUAUUCUCGUGAAGAUAUUGAUAGUUUCGUAUCCCAUAACGCCCAGCCAAACGACUCUGUAGAAAGCCAAUACAUAUACAUACAUAUAUACAUACAUAUAUACAUACAUACAUAAGUAAAUACAUAGAUCGUGUAACGUAAAUAUCGCAAAUAUAUUUUCAAUAUAUUUGCGAUAUAUAUAUAUAUAUAUACAUAUAUACAUAUAAUAGAGAGAAAGGGAGAGAUCGAUUUGAUUUGAUUUCACACAUCAGUGUAAUUAUCUAAAUGGAACUUUUAAAUUUACGAUGCGUUUUACAAUUUUAACUACUUCUUUGAAUAUAUGCCAAAAGUGCGCGCUAUGUUAACGUUUUAAAGAAAGUAUCCCUCACGAUAUUUUCGAGCGAUAUAAAUAAUAUAUAUAUAUAUAUAUAUAUAUAUAUAUAUAUAUGUAUAUGUGUGUGUGUAUGCGUGCGUAUGUGCGUGUGUGCGUGCAUGUGUAUAUAUAUAUAUAUAUAUAUAUAUAUAUAUAUAUAUAUAUAUACAUAUAUAUAUAUAUCUUUCUCUCUCUCUCUUUCUCCGGUAAGUCUAAGCGAGCCGCGCGCGCGUCGCGGUGCCAUUUUGGCAAAAUGAAAAUAAUAACGGUGAGGAGGCAGGACGUAGGGCGUGCAUCAUCACCGGCAUCGCUUAUUCUCUUCCUCCUCUUUGGGAUUCUAUUUGGCGGUUGCGUCGACGCCGUUCUAUCGCGUUUACCGCGUUCCCUCGACCAUUCGAAAAAUGAAACCGAUUGCAAACAAGUCGCAGCCUUCUUCGAGAACGAGAACAAUGUCGUAGCGAGGUUGAUAACUACGAAACAGGAAUCUGGGACCACGUCUCCUAUAUCUAAGACGAUAUGUGACGCCCCAUGCUGUGGACACGAAGUCGAGGAUCAUUUGAGACACAAAGCCGGAAGGGAUUUUCACAAUUUGAUUCAUCAUCACAGCAGGAGUCUUCAGGGACUUCUUGCGACGACUGCUGAUGCAUUGAGAGAAACCGUAACGACAUUGGCGAAGCAAUCGGAGAACAAGACCCUGACCCUCUUCGAUCAAGUAUACCGAUCUAUGGCAGCUCAGAGUAAACCAUCGAUCAGAGCACUGUACCAAGCUAUGAUUGACUAUGUGUCACCUAGUAAUACGCCAGACAGUUUGCAACAGCCAUUGACGCGUGAACUUCUUCAGGAACGAUUUCUCGAAUUUUUCUCACGAUUAUUCCCUGUAGCUUAUCAUCAUGCCGUUAAUCCAGGAAAGGACGAUUUCACGGAUAAAUUUAAAUCUUGCCUUUAUGAGACAAUCGACGAGGUACAACCGUUCGGUGAUGUACCAAAACAAAUUUCAAAGGUCGUCGGGAAAAGUCUCGAGGCAACCAGAGUUCUUAUCCAGGCAUUAACACUCGGCAAAACAGUCUUGGAUAGAACCGACAGCGCAUUAUUUUCUGGCACCAGUCCACAACAAGAAUCAUGCUACAACGCCCUACUUAGGAUGACCUAUUGUCCACGUUGCAACGGAAUCGGUGCUACUAUAAGACCUUGCAGCGGAUUUUGUACGAACGUUAUGAGAGGAUGCCUGACGGAGUCGGCGUCGGAGUUGGAUCUCGCGUGGUCUGGUUACGUGGAAACGGUCGAGAGGCUCGUCGUAGCGGUCGACGGUCGUAACGAUCCUUUGGGUCUGAAUGCCGAGAGGGCCGUCAGACAAUUGGACACCCGCAUUUCGGACGCCAUUAUGCACGCGAUGGGGAACAGCCGGGCUCUCGAGGAGAAGGUACGAAAACUAUGCGGUCGUUCGGACGUCGAAUCACCAUCGUCCGAAAUCAGUGGAAUAACCGAAGAUACGAUUGAGAGAUCAUCGGAGGCAAGUCUCGAGAUGCACGCAGCUGCACUGCCACCGUCAUCGUCAUCUACAACGCACAGAACACUACCCACCAAAUUGCAUACCCAAUUGGGAAAUUUCUUGGCCAGCGUGGCCAGGUCUCGCACCUUCUAUGGCACCCUCGCCGAUACUAUCUGCGAGGAACAUCCCGAUAAACAUUGCUGGAACGGUGAACGAGUUGGAGAAUACUCGAAGACCGUGGUCGAUUCCAGUCUAAGUGCACAGAGGUACAAUCCAGAAUUCACGGUGACAACGGCUUCGUCAACUGCUUCCUACGGCAAUACGAACACCAGCGUACUCAUUGACCAAUUGAGGCACAUUAAUCAGAUAGUGCAAUCGCAAUUGGCAUUGGCACCAGAUGGAGGAACUCCGCUUGCUGAAGAAGCACACGAUGGUUCCGGAAGCGGAGACAGACCUGGUUGGAGAAACAAGGAUGAUAUAAUGGACACCGAUGACGAGGAUUCAACGGAUGACGACCGAGAGGACGAAGAGAUCUCUGGAUCGGGAAUGGGACCCAGCACGCCAGAUCCAUCGGUGAAGACCAAUCGAGAAUUCCGCCCAACAUUAGCCUCAUCGAACAUGCUGAUGCCAUCGUUGUCGUUGAUCCUCGUGUUCGGCACGUUAGUCGCCUAAAAAGAAAGAAAGAAAGAAAGAAAAAAAAAUGAAAAGGAAAGAAAAAGCCAGAAAAAAAAAAUUCACAAAAAAAUGAAAAUGAAAAAAGUUGAUUUUCUGUUUCUGAAGGAAGAAAGACGAAGGCCCCCCAUAUUAUUAUUAUUAUUAUUAGUCCGUCGGCGAAAUGAUUUUCUCUUAUCCAUCCUCGAGACAGUGAAAUUGGUUGAGGGUAGAACGCAAAAGAGAUGCCAUGUUGUGUAACACGAUUCUUUCUUUCUUUCUUUCUCUCUUUAUCUCUCUAUCUCUCUCUUUCUCUCUCUCUCUCUCUUUAUAUAUAUAUAUAUAUAUAUAUAUAUAUAUAUAUAUAUGUAUAGAAAGAGAGAGAGAGAGAGAGAGAGAGAGAGGGUGAAGAGAGAGAAAAAUAUAUAUAUUUUUUUUUUCGUCCUGGCCAAGAAAAUAGAAUGGCCGAGAGAGAUUAGUGACUAAUAGAUCUUUUGAAAGACGAGAUCUUCAAUAAAAAGGGUGUCGACGAACGAACGAACGAACGAACGAACGGAAAAAAAAAAAAAUAAAAAAAAGAAAGAAAGAAAGGAAAAAAGUGUCAUCGGGGUCGGUGUCGAAAGUCGGGUCUCGAGGGGGUAAAUGAGGGAAAAAUGAGAAAAUAAAAAAAUAAAAAAUUUGAGGAAAAUAAAUAAA